Molecule: messenger RNA, 1124 nt
Organism: Motacilla alba alba
Lineage: Eukaryota; Metazoa; Chordata; Aves; Passeriformes; Motacillidae
Gene: MSRB1
Product: methionine sulfoxide reductase B1
Exons: 4
Molecular function (GO): peptide-methionine (R)-S-oxide reductase activity
Source: RefSeq, a predicted model, not a curated record
ACGGGGGGCGCGGCCGGGCCAGCGGAACAGAACGGAACGGAACGGAGCGGAACGGAACGGAGCGGAACGGAACGGAGCGGGCCGGGCGGCGGGCGCAGCCAUGUCCUUCUGCUCCUUCCUGGGGGGAGAGGUGUUCAAGGACCACUUCCAGCCGGGGAUUUACGUGUGUGCCAAGUGUGGCCAUGAGCUGUUCUCCAGCCGCGCCAAGUACGAGCACUCGUCGCCGUGGCCCGCGUUCACCGAGACCCUGCGCGGGGACAGCGUGGCCAAGCGCGAGGAGCGCCCGGGGGCGUUGAAGGUGACCUGUGGCAAGUGUGGCAACGGGCUGGGCCACGAGUUCCUCAACGAUGGGCCCAGGAGGGGCCAGUCCCGCUUCUGAAUAUUCAGCAGCUCGCUGAAGUUCGUCCCGAAAGGUAAAGCUGACCUGAAGGAGAAAUAAGUGAGCUGCUGCACCUGCCACUGCCCUGGGCUAAUCCUGCCUUCACUCCUUGGGAUGCACUGACCUGCCAAGGGGACCCACAGCAGGAGCAGCCCCAAGGAGGCUCCUGGUCCGAGUUUCCCCCUGAUUUCCCUGUCACGGUUUCCCCUUGAUUUCCCUGUCAAGGUUUUAUUCCCUGAUUUCCCUGUCAAGGUUUUAUUCCCUGAUUUCCCUGUCAUUUUUCCCUGUUGCAGUUCCCCUUGAUUUCUCUGUCACGGUUCCUCCUGAUUUCCCUUUCACAGUUCUCUCCUGGUUUCCCCAUCCCAGUUCCUCCCUGGUUUCCCUAUCCCAGUUCCCCCUGGUUUCCCCAUCCCAGUUCCCCUGGUGUCCCUAUCCCAGUUCUCUCCCGGUUCCCCUAUCCUGGUUUCCCUAUCCCAGUUCCCCUGGUGUCCCUGUCCCAGUUCCUCCCUGGUGUCCCUAUCCCAGUUCUCUCCCGGUUUCCCUGUCCUGGUGUCCCCAUCCCAGUUCCCCCUGGUUUCCCUGUCCUGGUGUCCCCAUCCCAGUUCCCCCGGUGUCCCUGGCCCGGAUCCUCCUGGGGCUGUUCCAGCUCCGUGCCAGCAGCUGCUGUGCCGUGCUGAGCCCCUGGCAGGCUUUGCUGCUGACAGUGUCCAGAGCCCGGGCAGGCUCUGCUGCAGUCCCGGGAGCU